ACGCGGGACCUGUUACUUUUGUUUUGAGUGGAAAGUGUUACUACUAUAGAGUUACACCCGGCUCAAUUGAUCCCUUUUAUUUAUUGUGGAAUUUUAUUUUUUUACAGUCUAUGGAUCAUCCUGAUGUGUUCCCGCUACAAAUUGCCCCCCCCACACAUAAUUUACUUAGUUCGCAUGCUUACGUUAGUUUGAAGUUGAGUUAACGGUUUUCUUUGUUUAAAAAAUCACAACGGUUUGAAACGUUAGCCAAACGGAAUUCGUGUGACAUGGAAUUAUUUCAGAAAGUGGAAAAGAUUGGAGAAGGGACGUACGGGGUGGUGUACAAGGCAAAGAACAAAGUCACGGGAGAGACUGUUGCACUCAAGAAAAUCAGACUAGACACGGAAACAGAGGGAGUACCAAGCACUGCCAUCAGAGAGAUAUCGCUCCUCAAAGAGCUCAGUCACCCAAAUAUUGUCAAGCUCUGUGAUGUCAUCCACACAGAGAACAAACUGUACCUGGUUUUUGAGUUCCUUCAUCAGGACCUUAAGAAGUUCAUGGACUCCUCGGUCUCUGGUAUCUCUCUGCCACUUGUCAAGAGUUACCUGUUCCAGCUGCUGCAGGGCCUGGCCUUCUGUCACUCCCACAGGGUUCUCCAUCGGGACCUGAAGCCCCAGAACCUUCUCAUUAACGCCCAGGGGGAGAUCAAGCUGGCUGACUUUGGCCUGGCUAGGGCCUUUGGGGUGCCUGUCCGCACCUACACUCAUGAGGUGGUAACUCUAUGGUACCGAGCUCCAGAAAUUCUUUUGGGCUGCAAAUACUACUCCACAGCGGUUGACAUCUGGAGUUUGGGCUGUAUCUUUGCUGAAAUGAUAACCAGGAGGGCCUUGUUUCCAGGCGACUCAGAGAUCGAUCAGCUGUUCCGGAUCUUCCGUACCCUGGGCACACCGGACGAGGUGGCUUGGCCAGGGGUCACUUCCAUGCCUGACUACAAGCCCUCCUUCCCCAAGUGGGCCCGACAGGAGCUGUCCAAAGUGGUUCCCCCACUGGAUGAGGAUGGGAGAGAGCUGCUCAGGCAAAUGCUGAGCUAUGACCCAAACAAGAGGAUAUCUGCCAAAAAUGCCCUCGUCCAUCGUUUUUUCCGUGAUGUCACCAUGCCAAUGCCACACCUACGACUGUGACAUGCAGACUGACAGGAACAAUACAUAGCCCAGGGUCUUUCCAUGAGAGAUCCCUGAGCAGGAGGACUGCCCCAGCUCUUAUCCACACCUGAAUACUACAGUCCAGGAGAUGGGAGAGAUCACAGUGAAAUAUGGAUGCCUUUCCAAAAAUCAUUCUAGCAGCCAAAAACCAGCAUUUGUAUAAAUUGGAUGUCCUGUGAGUUUUUUCUCUACAGCUAUGAGUGUCUGUUAUGUCAUAGAGAAUGAACUCUACAGUUGUUUCAGCAUUUUAUGUGUAUUGAAAGGGUUAACUUGGUUUGUGUACAUUUUAGCCAUUUAGCAGAUGCAAGCUCUUUAUUUGUUCAUUGCAUAAUUUAUGAUAAAAAGUUGAUUAAAUUAGUUUGAGCUUUA
This is a messenger RNA of Oncorhynchus masou masou (cherry salmon), 1550 nucleotides long. Its product is annotated as cyclin-dependent kinase 2-like. The record is from RefSeq and is a predicted model, not a curated record. Gene Ontology annotation, biological process: signal transduction; G1/S transition of mitotic cell cycle; protein phosphorylation. NCBI's taxonomy places the organism in Eukaryota, Metazoa, Chordata, Actinopteri, Salmoniformes, Salmonidae. Gene Ontology annotation, cellular component: cyclin-dependent protein kinase holoenzyme complex; nucleus; cytoplasm. The transcript has 7 exons. Gene Ontology annotation, molecular function: ATP binding; cyclin-dependent protein serine/threonine kinase activity; cyclin binding. The coding region runs from base 267 to 1160 and encodes 297 amino acids.